Messenger RNA from Staurois parvus, 516 nucleotides. Lineage: Eukaryota; Metazoa; Chordata; Amphibia; Anura; Ranidae. The record is from the annotation of a GenBank genome assembly.
GCGGAGCAGCAGGCAUCGGGCCCCCAGGCGGAGCGGCGGGCGCCGGACCCCCAGAUGGAGCGACAGGUCUCGGGCCCUCAGGCGGAUCGGCGGGCGCCGGACCCCCAGGUGGAGCGACAGGUCUCGGGCCCUCAGGCGGAGCGGCGGGCGCCGGACCCCCAGAUGGAGCGACAGGUCUCGGGCCCUCAGGCGGAUCGGCGGGCGCCGGACCCCCAGGUGGAGCGACAGGUCUCGGGCCCUCAGGCGGAGCGGGCGGGCGCCGGACCCCCAGGUGGAGCGACAGGUCUCGGGCCCUCAGGCGGAGCGGCGGGCGCCGGACCCCCCAGGUGGAGCGACGGGUCUCGGGCCCUCAGGCGGAGCGACAGGUCUCAGGCCCCCAGGCGGGGCGGCGGGCGCCGGACCCCCAGGUGGAGCGACAGUUAUCGGGCCCCCAGGCGGGGCGACAGGCAUCAGGCCCCCAGGCGGGGCGACAGGCAUCGGGCCCCCAGGCGGGGUGACAGGCAUCGGGCCCCCAGG